This is a messenger RNA of Adineta ricciae, 561 nucleotides long. The record is from the annotation of a GenBank genome assembly. NCBI's taxonomy places the organism in Eukaryota, Metazoa, Rotifera, Eurotatoria, Adinetida, Adinetidae.
AUGGCUGAGAAUUUGAACGAAUUCUGGAGUGAAAAAAUGAAACGUCUUUUCUAUCUUUAUGAUAUUGACAGAGAUGGUUCGAUAACUCCGGCAGAUUUUGAAAUUCUUGCGGAUAAACUGUCGACACUUGUUGGCCAAGAUGAUGAGAAACGUCGCGAAGAGUAUGCUACAGCUCGAAAAGCACUCUGCCAAGAAAUCAUGCGUGCUGAUGCAAACCAAGAUGGUAAAGUAACAUUAGAAGAAUGGUUGGAUUUUCAUCGACGUCUUGCCAACGAAUUGCGUAAACCAGGUGCUAAUCCUGAUUUAUUACCACAAUUAACUCAACGAAUCAACACAACAUUUAACAUGCUCGAUCUCAAUCAUGAUGGUCAUAUCGCCCGAGACGAAUGGGUGAAAACUUGCCAAUUCUUUGGCGUAGACAAAGAUACCGCUGAUCAAUCAUUCACUCAAGUAGCGCACGGCGAUAAUCUGGAAGAAAGCGUUGCGAAGAAGAUGUUUUUUGAUUACAUAAAAACGGAUGAUCCGGAUCAUAUAUCGAAUUGUUGCUUAUGCUUUCUCUGA